AUGCCUCUCUCGUUAGUUCGCUCGGACAGCCGGGAACCGUGCCCUCAGGCUGAAACCAAGCCGGCUCAAAAGCCUCCCUGGCGUCCGCUGCGUGACAGACAGGUGCGGUCUGGGCCCCCCGCGGCGUGGGCUCCAGGAGGGGGGCUGAGUGAAGCGUGCCCAGCGGUGAGUGUCAAAGUCGGACUGCGAAGGGAUGUUUGGGCGCUCACUCAGCCAGACUUUGGUAAUUGGAGAGUCCAUUCUGCUCCUGGGUGGAACCAAGACUGCAUGAAAGAAACUUGA
Molecule: messenger RNA, 282 nt
Organism: Knipowitschia caucasica
Lineage: Eukaryota; Metazoa; Chordata; Actinopteri; Gobiiformes; Gobiidae
Source: the annotation of a GenBank genome assembly